AUGGGAACCUAUACGAACGCUGCCACCAGAUCACCAAGUCUCUCUGAUGUUACCAUCUCUGAUGCGGACUCGUCAACGAGUAGUCAGGAUGAGUUCUACUUGGAAAAGUACAGCGCUCCGAAGGCCAACUCCGCCACAAGCGACCGGAACAUGACUGAGAAUAAACCAAAAAAGCGAGCCCGCCCCGAGUUGAAUAUUGUCACACAUUUGCCUGGCUCUCAAGCGAGGGCUUUGGACCCGGAUCUAACUAUCGCACAAGUUCGUGCAAAAAAGACAGCUGCGACCACGCGGCCUAAAUCUGUUGUUUCGUCCAAGGCCGAGCACUUCGACGGCUCCCUACUUGUGGAGCGGACAAAAGCCUUUGCUACAAUUAAGAAUCUAGCACAAGCCCGUCGAGAUCGAAAGCAAGCGCGGCGAGACGGAUUUGAGAAACUCGACAAUGAGCCGAGCCAGACGCCAGAGCCACCUUCACUGGCUUCUCAUCCCAUACCACCUUCGACCGGUGCGCCCAGUUCAGUUGUUAUCGGAAUUAGUCUUCCAAAGCAUGAAGCCGUUGCACAUGAAUUCAAUAAAGACUCUAGUGCGGUCACUCUCAAUACGUCUACGCCAACUACGCCUGCUAUUGUCAUCACCCCUGCGGAAUCUGAGUACCCGAAGGAGGUACUCCCAGCGGCCAUCAGAGGACUCUCCGCGCGUAGACCACGCCCUGUAUCAAGCUUCUAUUCAGACGCAACGUUCUUCACUGGUGAGCCAGGCAGUGGCGGGAAUGUACCGCCUGUCCCCAGAAUUCCUCAGAUCCCCAGCGGCCACAAUCGUCGAAGCUCAAGUGAUGAAUCACAGCCCUACUCCAAACAGGGUGUCAUUGGGUCCAGCCGACGGUUCUCCACCGAGAGUCGCGAACGAACCUUGCCCCCAAACACCGAAGACUCUCGUCACAAGUCCCAGGGUUGGUGGAGCUUGUCCCUGUCCCCGAUGUUAUCUCGCGCAGGGACUACGAAAAGUCAUCAGGCUCAACGAGCCACAACUGUUCCGGAUAUACCACCCGUCCCGGCUACAGUGUUGAGUGGAAGAAGUCGUUCAGGCACAAAUGAUUCGCAAACCUCUCCCGAGACGCCUCGACGCUUGGGACUUGCGGGUAUCCGGGCCAGCAUAUGGUCACAUUGGACGACCGAGCCAAAAUCCCAACGUGUUGCGAGAGACAGCAUCAACACCACGUAUCCAGAAGCCGGUGAUGAAGACCAUGACCGUGACCUUUCACCUCUGGAGGCGCAGGACCCUUUGCCCCGUGAACUGCCAUUCCAGGACUCUCUUGCUCAGCUCCAGCCUCGCGUGGCGGGCGGGCUUGCCGAUGAUUAUUAUCAUGCCUGUGCCAUUGAGCAGCUCUCGGGCCAGCCAUAUUUUGAAUGCGAAAACCACUCCUGCUCGGAACAGUGGCCUGUUUUUCGAUCCGUGUUCGAUAGUGACGGAGGUGACAAUUCCCCCAGUGCUGGAGGAGCUGCACGUGUGGCCAGCAAAGCUGCAGCUGACGAGCAGGACGACUCCGGCCUUGCCACGACCGCUGUCGUUGGUGUAGCUGGUGCCGCUGUCGGAGCGGUAACUGCCGCAACUGCUCUCCAUCAAAGUGACCUAAGCAAUGCUUCUGAGCCCGCUGUAGUAUCACCCCAUGUCCGUCAAGCAGAUACCGGCUCGGUGAUGCAGGCAAGGGCGGUAGAGAACAAAACACCGCCUAUGCCACAGAGCGAAGUCGCCUCGGACGCAAACGAGGGAAGCCGAUCGGUGGAUAUCGCUGCGCCCAAGUCCUCAUCUACGACUACAGCAGCCCCUGUGCCCAUACCUCUGUCCACUCCUCCGCAGGAAGUUCCAUCCACAUCAGCUAUGACAGACACACCAAGACCCACGACAAGAAAUCCAAACAUCGCGCCUAUUGCUCCACCUUCAUCAUCUGCAGCGAUCUCCGAUGGAAGGGUCAUAUCACCCGGGCCAGUAUCACCGGAGAUGCACCAAAUAAUGACUUCCAGAGGCGGUGUUCCGAUGUCUGAGAUGCGAUCAGUGGGUCAGUCAGAACCCACUGCGCCGCCAAUAGCAUACCAUUUCUAUGGCUAUCCACCUGCAGCAGCUGCAAAACCGGUGGACGUGGAGGCAGUGAAGUCUUCUCCGGAGACCUCGAAGUCAGACAUAACUAGCAUGAAUGCGAAGAACCCAGAGAAGCCAGGAAAACCGGGGUUCGUGCAACGCUUGAAGUCCUGGGCUGCAAAGAGGAAGAGCGCAAAAUCUACACAAACAGUUGACAAAAAGAAGCAGCGAAAGCACCGUUGCAUUGCCAGCCUCAUUUUCGGCUGCCUGUUACUGGUCAUAAUUGGUUCAAUCCUGCUUGCAACCCUCCUGACGCGACGGGGUGAUCGUACACCGACCCAGACACAGUGGUUGAAUUUGACAGGAUACCCUCCCAUUCCUACUGGUAUCUCUACCAUUAUCCGCCCCGACCCCGUGGUACAGCAGUCUCAAUGUGUGCAGCCAGCCACAGCUUGGAGUUGCUCUACACCGCCAGAAAACCAAUUUGAGAUCGCACCAAACAACCCCGAUCAACCGAACUUCCGUCUCGAGAUCAAAUUUCGGAAUGGCACAGUUCCCGCUAACAUGACCAUUCCCACAGGCGAUGCACCAUAUGUUCGGAAGCGCGCAUCCGACCCUUUCACGAACUCUCUGUUCGAAGCCAAUCCUGUACCUCCUUCGCGUGCCGACCAAGUCUUCAUUGGCAACACCACCGACAACAUUACAGCUCCUUUCGACGGUGAAGAUACCCCAUUCUAUAUGUCUUUCAUCCCUGUCUUCCCCAUCAACCCAUCUGAUAUUAGCUUGAAUGCAACCAUGUCAACAUCACGUCUAGCAGCUCGUCAACAGGCCAGUAACGAUAGUGUUGCUGACUUGGUACCGCCCCCUUCAGUCGAUGACUCAGGCUUGGCUGCACCAGCUAAUCUCUUGCCAACAUCGCCAUACCCUACAGCACAACCCAUUCGUUUCUACAAUCGUGGACUGCAGGACGAGCACUUCGGUUUCUACAUUUAUUACGACCGAUCCAUAUUCCUAUCCAACGACGUUCUCCAAGACGCACCUUCUAGUGACAAUACUACCAUUGUGACCCCCAACAACCCCAGCAAUGGCGCCGGUAACUCAUCCGACUCAGAUGGUGGGUGCGCCCGGACUGACGCAAAAUCCCGCUGCACGUUCUCCCAGACGCGGUUCCUGGUGCAAGUCUUCACCAACCCAGCCUUUGGUGGGCAGCUCAGAGGUGAUGUACCGGAGGUGGGCAGCAAGGGCGCCGGCAACUCCGCGACCAACUAUACGCCGCCAGGCUCCUUUCCCUAUCCCACCACCAUCACGGUUGACCGGCAUGGCGGAAAUGUGAACAAGAAGGCCGUGUACUGCUAUGGCGUGGAUGGCAACCAACGUAUCGUUGGCGAUGCGAAGAACUUCUUGCUAGAAGCGAGGGGUGCAGGCGGGAGUCUUGUCAAUGCGGCACCAGGGUUGUUCUUGUCGCAGGGCGACAGUGUCAGUGCCGAUUUCGACCAAGGAGCAGGAGGAAUCGAUGGCGGUACAUCUGGAUGCAAAUGUGCAUGGCAAAAUUGGGCGUAA
Molecule: messenger RNA, 3633 nt
Organism: Cyphellophora europaea CBS 101466
Lineage: Eukaryota; Fungi; Ascomycota; Eurotiomycetes; Chaetothyriales; Cyphellophoraceae
Exons: 1
Coding region: 1-3633 (1210 amino acids)
Source: RefSeq, a predicted model, not a curated record